AUGUCCAAAAAACCGGGUGAGAAACUAAACCACAGCGAGUCCAAACACCUGCCGAUCUAUCGGCACAAAGCCAAACUGGUCCAGGCGGUUAAAGACAGCCCUUUCCUGCUGGUCACCGGGGAGACAGGAAGCGGGAAAACCACACAACUUCCACAGUACCUGUAUGACGCAGGUUUUUGUAAAAAUGGUAAAGUCGGCGUCACCCAGCCCCGUCGGGUGGCUGCCAUCACGGUGGCCCAGAGGGUGGCUCAGGAGAUGAAGUGCAUUCUGGGAAAGGAGGUUGGAUACCAAGUACGCUUUGAUGACUGCACGUCACAGGACACGGUGGUGAAGUACAUGACGGACGGCUGUUUGCUCCGAGAAAUCCUGGCAGAUCCUGUUCUUUCUCAGUACAGCGUUGUCGUACUGGAUGAAGUCCACGAACGCAGCCUUAAUACAGACAUUCUUCUGGGUUUGUUGAAGAACACCUUCUCCCACCCCUCUAAAGCCGCUAAGGGCCGAGCGUUCCCUCUCAAAGUGGUGGUGAUGUCUGCCACUUUGGAAACCGAAAAACUUUCAGCUUUUCUCAGAAACUGUCCCAUCUUUGCAAUUCCCGGGAGGGUAUUUCCUGUAAUGUGCACGUUUGGCUCGGCUGUUGGACCAAAGGAUGUGGAGAGCACGUUUUACGUCAAGGAGGCAGUUAAAGUGGCUCUGGAUGUGCAUACCAGUGAAAUGUCUGGAGAUAUUCUUGUGUUUUUGACAGGCCAGUCAGAGAUCGAGCGUGCGUGUGACUUGAUGUUUGAAAAAGCUGAGAACAUCGACUAUCGCUACGAUGUGCAAGACCCAACAGUGGACGGCCUUCUGAUUUUACCCCUUUACGGAUCCAUGCCCACUGAUCAGCAGAGGCAGAUCUUUCAGCCCCCACCUCCAGGAAUAAGGAAGUGUGUUGUAGCCACAAACAUAGCAGCAACAUCUUUAACCAUCAAUGGCAUCAAGUACAUCGUGGACAGCGGCUUUGUGAAGCAGCUCAAUCACAACUCGAGGGUGGGCAUGGAUGUGCUGGAGGUCGUGCCCAUUUCAAAGAGCGAGGCCGAGCAGAGAGCUGGCCGAGCGGGAAGGACUUCUGCCGGGAAGUGUUUUCGAAUUUACACCAAGGAAUUCUGGGAAAAGUGCAUGCCUGAAUACACAGUUCCUGAGAUUCAAAGGACGAGCUUGACGGCAGUGAUUCUCACACUCAAGUGUCUCGGUGUUCACGAUGUGAUCAGGUUUCCCUACCUGGACUGUCCUGAUGAGCGGUUUAUCCUGGAAGCACUGAAACAGCUCUACCAGUUCGACGCUAUCGACAGGAGAGGCAGAGUGACUGAGCUCGGACAGCUGAUGGUAGAGUUCCCUUUAUACCCGGGUCUCACCAGGGCUCUGCUCAAAGCUGCGGCGCUCGGCUGCCAGGACCUGCUGCUCCCUGUGGCAGCCAUGUUGUCCGUGGAGAACAUCUUCAUCAGGCCAGGUCAACCUGACAAACAGAAAGAAGCAGAGAAGAAGCACAGGACCCUGGCUGCAAAGACUGGGGGCAUGAACGACUUCGCCACGCUGCUCAGCGUGUUUCAGUUGUGCAAGUCCAGUGACCGGCCGUCAGCUUGGUGUAAGGAGAACUGGAUCCACUGGAGGGCGCUGAAGUCCGCCUUCAGUGUGGAGACUCAGCUGAGGGAAAUCCUGUCCCGCCUCCAGCAGAGGAAAGGUUUUCCCGUUGAAACAUUUGAUGGAAAUAAAAGUGAGCUGCUCAGACGAUGCCUGUGCACGGGAUAUUUCACCAAUGUUGCCAGAAGGUCUGCUGGUAAGGUGUUUCGUACAAUGGAUGGCCAUGGAUCUAUGGUCCACAUUCAUCCAGCAUCAUCUCUGUUUGAGAAAGAGGCAGAGCUGAACUGGGUCAUCUUCCACGAUGUGCUGGUCACCUCGCGGGUUUACGUCAGGACGGUGUGUCCGAUUCGAUACGAGUGGGUGAAGGAUCUGUUGCCCAAACUCCAUGAGGUGGACGUCUAUGAGCUGAGCAGCGUCGCGAGAGAAGAAGUAACUGAGGAGGAGGUGAUGAAAUGGGAAACCAGAGAAGCUGCCAAAAGACAACAAGAGGUUUCUGCUGAAGCCGUGAUGAAGAAGCUGGAGAGACGCAACAAUGAAACCACGCUGAGCGACGCUCGAGCUCGCUACCUGCAGAGGAAGCAACAAAGACAAAGUAAAACCUCCUGA
This is a messenger RNA of Nematolebias whitei (Rio pearlfish), 2220 nucleotides long. It is a transcript of the gene dhx40, whose product is annotated as DEAH (Asp-Glu-Ala-His) box polypeptide 40. Gene Ontology annotation, molecular function: ATP binding; RNA binding. Lineage: Eukaryota; Metazoa; Chordata; Actinopteri; Cyprinodontiformes; Rivulidae. Gene Ontology annotation, cellular component: intracellular anatomical structure. The transcript has 17 exons. The coding region runs from base 1 to 2220 and encodes 739 amino acids. The record is from RefSeq and is a predicted model, not a curated record.